AUGGGAAAUUGUACUUCUAAAAAAUCUUCCAAAACAAUCAAGUUUAAUUCUAUAAAAAAACCAAUUUCACAUUUUAAAAUGGAUAGAGAUGAACAAGAUAUUCAUUCAAAAGGAUCGUCUAAAAAAAUAGCACCGUUUAACAAGGGAGAAAUAUCUUCGUUUGGUUUUAAAAAGAAAACUCAGUUGCCCACACCUGUUACUCUCACUUCACAAUCGUCCAGAAACUCUGGAGAAAAAUUAGUUCAUGUUGGUAAUAGAACUAGUCAGAAAAAUGUCACUGAUGAUUAUCAAAGUGGUAGUUCUGUCGAAUCAUUAUGUCAUGCACCUUUCCGAUCAACUCCAAAAAUGAUUAGAAAAAAAACUAUUGUAGGAAUGAAUUCAUGCCAUGUCAAUAAGAAAAGUGCCACAAACAAUGAAAACAAUUUAAAAGUUUCUUCAAACAAUCAUCAAAUAAAUCCGAUUAAUUUAACUUCCCAAAAUGAAACUCUAACAGAGUCAGAUGUACCUGUUAACAGAUUUGGUUUUCGCCCUACUAUUUUACCAAAGAAAUAUAUUGAUAAAACUGACACGAGUGCAUCAUGUACAGCAUCUCGAAUAAAUUAUUUUCCUGAACAAGAACACAAAAAUUCAAAUUCAUUCGUUACAAAUAAUAAUAAUAAUAAUUCUGAUGUUAUCACAAGGUCUAGAAGCGAAGGCCCUAAAGAAGUUUUUUUUAAACCAUUAAUAGCAUCGAAUUCUCUUAACAUUGGAUUAAAUAAAUCUAAAUCAUGUUUAACUACCUUGAAUCAACCUAAAAAAUUUACUCUUCAAACAUCUCAUCUUCCUAGGCCACAGUUUCCUGUAAGAGUCACGGAUACAAAGACUGUUAAAACAGCAACUAAUUAUUAUCGUAGAGGAGAAGGAUCUUUAAAUGAUGACUCCGGUUUCGAAUCACAUUCCAGUGCGAAUAAUACUCUGGAAAAAAAAAUUGAAAUGUUAGAUUCUAGUCCAGGUACAAAGCUGGAAAUGAAAAUAGUCGGAAAUAAAUUUGAGUUGUUAAAAAAAGAGGAUUCUGAUAAUAAAUCGGGAGUUAUCACGGAAGUAUCGGUAAUUAAAUUACCUGUUGCUAAAACAAGACCACCCAACACUUCUGUUAUUAACACCGGUUCUUGUCACCGUGUUGAUCGAGAUGUUGGACCGGAUGCUGAAUCAGAAGAAGAAAAAUUAUUUAAAGAUAGCAAAAAAUCAGAGAAAAAUUUUAUGUUAGAUGAAUUUAACGAACCUGAUUACAUGGUAUCCGGAGAAGCAAUGGCGGAUGAUGAAAAUUUAUGUUUUAAUUUUGAAGAUAAUGAUAAUAUAAGUAGUUCAACUUCGAAAAGGAUAAAACCUACGUUUUAUACCGAAACUGACGUCACACCCAACAGUAUACGAUUGGAAGCUUUAAAACUUAGUAAAGAAUUAAAAGGAAAAAAUUUACCUUUGAGAAAUAAUUUUAUGGAAGAGGACGAUAAAAAUUCUUGUUACCAACUUUUGAAUACACUUUCGGACGAACAGUUAACUUCCUCGGAGGGCAGCAUGUCUGACCCGUUAUCAUCUGAUACGGAUUCUCUCGGAGAUAAAGGAGAGGAUAAAAAUAAUGACAAGGAAAAAAUUUUAAAAAUUUUACAAACAAAAUCCGAUGAGAAAAAUUUAAAAGUUAAAAUGAAUGAUGAUGAUGAUGAUGAAGAAGAAGAUGAUGAUGAUAAUAGUAUUAGUUUAAAAAGUGAUAUAGAUUUAAAUGAAAAUGAAUUGGAAAAUGUCGUCGAUGAGAUUGGAAUUAACAAGGAAGGAAAAAAUAACUGUCUGGCUUUGAUUUCUCCGGGUUCUCCGGACACUCCAACGCACACGAGCAAUUCUCUUUCCAUAUCUGAUGGAAGAGACUUUCUAAUUGACGAUGAAAUCGCGGAUCAACCGCAAUUAUGCUUUUCAGAAAAAUUUAUGGAAAAUUGCAUUUGCGAUGAUGAAAGGAAAAUUUUAUUAGAAAGAGUCGAAAAUGAAAUUUCUACGGUUGGAAUAAAAAAAAAAGAUGAUGAAGAAAUAAAAAAAGUAUUAGAAAAAGAAGAAGAGGAGGAAGGAGGAGGAGAAGGAGAAGGAGAAGAAGAAAUAAAUAAAAAUAAAAAUGAAAAAAAAGGUGCCAGAUUAAAUUCUUCAUGUGGUACUUUAUCUCCCUGCGAAAGCAUUUCAUCAGAUGAUCUCAUGCUUGAUUUCGAAUCAAAUUCUUUUGAUGAGAAUGUCGAAAGAUUGACAAACGGUGACAAUUCAGAAAGUACACUUGUUAUUAGUUGUAUUAAAACAGAAAGUGUAAUUAAUUCUUCUAGUCAAAAUAGUAACAGUAUUUUAAGGAAAACUAUGAUAAAAAAUGAAAAACUUACAAAUUUAGACACGAAUAAAAACAACAAUUCGAUUAAUUUAAAUUGUUCAGAAUUAAUAAAUGGUGGAUCAUCACUGAGCUGUGGUCGUCGUAAACCUGACGAUGAGUCGAUGAUGAUUAAAAUGGAUAAAAUUUCAUUUCAAAACGUUUUUCAAGAUGUCGUCAGCAUGAAAACGAUGCUGUUGAAACUUAAACGAGUUUUAUCUGAGUCUGAAGGUAACCUCCUUCAGGAAAAUGGUAGGAUAAAUCAUACAGAUGAUGAAAGAGGAGACAACAACGUUGUCGUUAUGAAAGAUGAACUUUUCGAUUUACGUCGUCAGGUAUUAUUUUUACAACAGCAAUUGGAAGAAAGGGAAAAAACGGUUCAAGUUCUCAAGUUGGAAAUCAACAGAACGACAGAAAACGUCGUUUUCCCGCGUAGUAAAACCCCGGAAAAAUCAAGGAAACAAACAAACGCAGCUACUCAAACAGGGUGUUUAAUUUUUUAUUUACUGGAAUUUACUGGAAAUCAUUCAUUUUUUACCAUUUAA
This is a messenger RNA of Pediculus humanus corporis (human body louse), 2919 nucleotides long. RefSeq lists its product as uncharacterized. The coding region runs from base 1 to 2919 and encodes 972 amino acids. Lineage: Eukaryota; Metazoa; Arthropoda; Insecta; Psocodea; Pediculidae. The transcript has 14 exons. The record is from RefSeq and is a predicted model, not a curated record.